Messenger RNA from Pimephales promelas (fathead minnow), 2395 nucleotides. Lineage: Eukaryota; Metazoa; Chordata; Actinopteri; Cypriniformes; Leuciscidae. The record is from RefSeq and is a predicted model, not a curated record.
UUACCGGCAUUUCAGCGUUUCACCGCCGGCAGGCGAUAGUGUUCUUGUGUUAUUUAUUUAUUUAUCGUCGAAGACUUUUACUUUUUUGAAGAUGUUGUGCCUGUGCCUUUAUGUGCCUGUCCAUAAUUCAGAUCACGUCGAGGUGGACUAUUUUGAGUCGAAUGGAUUACCGUCCGAGCUGAAGUCGCUCAAGUCUCUCAGCGUCCUUCUGCCGUCGCAGGAAUUCUCUACAUACAGAAAAUGGAAGAAGAAAACACUGAAAAAUGAAGAGAAAGAGCAUGAUGGGCAGCUGGACUUUGAAGAGUUUGUUCACUACCUCCAAGACCACGAGAAAGACCUGAAGCUUGUCUUCAAAAGCCUGGAUAGAAAGAAAGCUGGUCAAGUGAACGCCAGUGACAUUGUGAACUCCUUGCGAGAUCUUGGCGUCUAUAUUUCCCUGCAGCAAGCGGAGAAAGUCCUUAAUAGCAUGGACAAAAAUGGCACAAUGACUAUUGACUGGAACGAGUGGAAAAAGUAUCCCACGCUGCAACCUGCCGAGAACAUUCCCGAAAUCAUCCUGUACUGGAAACACUCAACUAUCUUUGAUGUGGGAGAGAACCUGAUGGUACCAGAUGAGUUUACGUCGGAGGAGCACAUGACGGGGAUGUGGUGGAGACAUCUGGUUGCAGGUGGAGGAGCUGGAGCCGUGUCUCGAACCUUCACUGCGCCGCUCGACCGACUCAAAGUCCUCAUGCAGGUACACGGUACUCACGGUAACAACAUGUGUCUCAUGAGUGGUGUCGCCCAGAUGAUCAAGGAAGGGGGGAUGCGUUCGUUAUGGAGGGGCAACGGCAUCAACGUCAUCAAAAUCGCUCCUGAAUCCGCCCUCAAAUUCAUGGCUUAUGAGCAGAUUAAACGGCUGAUUGGAAGCAGUGGGGAGACGCUGGGGAUCGGAGAGCGUUUUGUAGCUGGUUCCCUGGCAGGAGUCAUUGCUCAGAGCUCCAUUUACCCCAUGGAGGUUCUCAAAACUCGUCUGGCGUUAAGAAAGACCGGCCAGUACAAGGGCAUCUCCGACUGUGCCAAACACAUCCUGAAGGUGGAGGGAAUGUCUGCGUUUUACAAAGGCUACGUACCAAACAUGCUAGGCAUCAUCCCGUACGCUGGCAUCGACCUGGCAGUCUAUGAGACAUUAAAGAACACUUGGCUUCAGCGCUAUGGCACGGAUAAUGCGAAUCCGGGUGUGUUUGUGCUUCUGGCGUGUGGUACGGUCUCCAGCACGUGCGGCCAGCUCGCCAGUUACCCACUGGCUCUCGUACGGACACGAAUGCAGGCGCAAGUCGGGGGCUCGUCCCAGGUCUCGAUGUCGGGACUCUUCAAGCAGAUCAUGAAGAACGAGGGGCCGACGGGUCUCUAUCGGGGUCUGACCCCGAACUUCCUGAAGGUCAUCCCAGCGGUCAGCAUCAGCUAUGUGGUGUACGAGCACAUCAAGACGUCGUUAGGCGUGCAGUCGAGAUAAGGCUCGACGAAAGGACUAAAUCUCGGGGUUUUGAACCUUGAGGUGUGGAGGAUCUCAUUCUGUGAAUGUGAGGGUGGAGGGAUGACACUGUUAAUUAACAUCUCCUUAUUUAUUCAGUUCGAAAUCUGUUGGAAAAAAGUUUGAAAGCUGAAAUCAGGGACCAACGUAUUCGAUUUCAUGUGUCCAGUGUGUGUGUUUCGAUUUUGUGUGUGUGUUUCGAUAUGGUAAAAAUGCAUAUGUAAGUGCCACUGAGAGAAUCAAAUGCUGUUCUGAUCCAGUUGGGCAAUGCAAUUGAAUCAACACUACAAACACAGCAUUAUUUCAUGCUGAUUUAAGUUGCACUGCCCACUUUCUUACUAAAGCUGCUUUAUAUUGACUAAAGUAUUGUAUUUAUACAUCUUUGACCAGAUAUUUAUUUGUAUUGUGGCAUCUGAGAGUUUGAGUGUGUGUUGCACAGUGUCUCUGUUAAAGCCAGUGUUAAACUGUUGUGUAAUUUAAUCUUAAUUCUGGUUCUUUUAAAUCGGCACAGUGAUGUACGCUUUGCCUUAAUAUAAGAGAAUGUCUGGUUGAUUUGAAAACAAAUGCACUUUAAUUGCUUUAGCCAAUUGUGAAUGUAACACUGCAACGUCAAAGAGUGUGAACGUUUUGUAUGGGACCAAAUGGUGAUGUAAUAAAUGCACAUGAUUUGCUUUCUUGCAGUAUUGAAGGUUUUGAGUUCACUAAUUUCAACAAAUGCACAGGUUUGUGUCUGAGACUGAAACGGUUUUUGGGAGUUGAUGAUUUGAGUUCGUCAGAGUUUCAUUUUAAUAGUGUUUGUUUCAGGCAAAGUGGCUCUUGUUUUAAGGACUUGUUUUCCCUUAAAUGUAAUUUUAUUUUUUCAAUAAAAACAUAAUAUUCAUA